CGACCGGAUCGCGCGUAGUUAAUCGAGCCGUGAGAUUCGGACGAUACGACAAUGGCGCACUGGUUUCAUCGAAAUGUCCUGAAAGCGACGACGAAUCAGAAGUUUGAAUUAAAAGUCGCGAGUCCUACUGACGCCACCAGGAAACUUUGCAGUGAUUUGAAACUGUCCAGGGCCAGGCUUUUGGAUCUAGUUAGAAAUGCAAAUAAUACAAGUGACACAAUAGAACCUGCAUUUCACAGCUAUCUGAGUCUGUUGUAUGGAUUUUUGUGGGAAGUUAAUCCAUCUGAGGAACAUGUUGGCAGACCCAAUCCCAGCAAACUCAGAAAUGUCCUUGUAUUCAAGUGGACCCAUACAUUGCUUGGUGGAAGCACAUUCUCCAGUGCUGAUUCUGUCUAUGAAGCAGCCAACAUGAGUGUCAACAUAGGCCUUUGGUUUAUGAAACAUGCAGCGAUGAUUGCUGCAAAAGAUGACAUAACAAUGAAUGAAGCUAAAGAAGUGCACAGUAUGUUGAGACGAGCUGCUGGAAUAUUUACCUUUGUGCAGACUGAAUUUUUGCCACAAUUGGCUAACCCACCUCCUUUAGGAAGUGAUUUAGAUCCCCGUGUGUUGAACGCAUAUGUUAAUCAAUGUACCGCGGAAGCGCAAGAAGUAACAGUAGCAAGGGCAGUGGAGCUGAAACACAAUUCCAGCUUGAUAUCAGCAUUAGCCAAUGAGACUAGUAAAUUGUUUCUGGAUGCUGCUAAUACUCUUCGACCGUUCAAGGCCGAAAUGUCAGCUCAAUGGAUAAAAUAUUUAGAACUUAAAGCAACAUUUUAUCAAUCUUAUGCUUACAACUACUGCGGUGAAAACUUAUUAGCUAUGGAUAAGUGCGGCGAAGCGAUACGAGCGAUGCAGGAAAGCGACACGUGUUUGAAGAAGGCGAAAGCUUUGUGUCAAGAGUACGGGAAAACGAAUGGCCCCGCACCUCGCGUUAAACCAGAUCAGCACGCCGUGUUUAAGCGUUUAGCGCCGUUGGUGAAACUCACUCUCGACAAGUGCAAUCGAGAGAAUGGUUUAAUAUAUCAUCACACGGUACCAGGAGAAGUUCCAACUUUGGAUACCAAAGCCACCUAUGGUUUGGUCAGUCCAAUUGACUUCCAAAUGCCGUCACCUAAUCCUAUUUGGAACUUGGAUACGUAUAGAAUGUUGGCCGGAAUAACAGCGGCGAAAACGGAGAAGGAGCAGAAUUUACCACCUGUUAAAGAGGAGGCGAUUCAUCAGAGUAGUAAGGAACCGAAAAACGCGAGCGGUUGCGUGUUACAGUAAAACUUUCUGCAAUGAUAUAGGCCGUUUGUAAAUGUUUUUUUUCUUCACAGUGAGAUUAAUUUUAAUUGCGAUAGACAUGUGUAGACAUGGAUAUCUGCACUAACUGACAUAUAUGCGUGUUACACAUAAGUACAAAUUAUGUUACAAAGAGUCAGGGUAUUGACUGUUAGGUGAAAAUUCUUAUUAUGCACGUGUGUUUGAUCCAGUAUUAAAUAUUGCAUGAAACAGAUAAAUAGACGAGAUCGUUGCAAAAAAUAAUAAUGAAUCAAGAUACAUACACUCCACUGCACAUGUCUAGAACUUUCUGAUACAAUAAUUUCUGAUAUAUUGAUAUAUAACUCGCUUUUGUCAUUGUGAUGCGUAGUCGAGUGAAUUAUUAUUAUCAUUAUCAUAUGUAAAAGGAAUUUUUUGCUAUGAUCAAGAGGUUGUUAAUGUCAUUGGACAUUAUUUUAACCGCUAUUUGACCUAGUCAAGCGUGUUUCUCAAAUAUAAAACUGAAUUUCUAAUAAAUAUAACAAUGAGAGAGAAUUAUCAAUCGUGCAAUUAUAGUGUGUGCAUAUAUUGUAACAGAGAAAUGUGAUCUUUUUCUACAUAUAUUUUUUAUAAGCUUAUAGGCUUAAAAAUACAAUGAAUGUUUAAUUCGGUUUAUAUAGAUAUAUUUGCUAUCUAUAUUUAAGUGUAAAAACAUAUUUCAGAAAUAUGUUGAACUAUUGCAAAGCAAUGUCGUUACUGAAAUAUGGCAAUUAUCUUUGUUAAUAAUUAUUUUUAAUAUCUGUUAAUGUCAUGAUAAGACCAACAUUUAUGACCUAGAUAUUGUCUAUUAAGAUUUGAAAGAUUCAUAGGUUACUGUACUUGAUAUUAAGAGAAAUCUAAAUUUUCAAAAUUCACGUAAUUGUCAUGUGUGUGUGAGAAGAAAUUUUAUUAUUAUAUAAUUUAUAUGCAUUUAAUUUAUGCAAUAUGUAAUUAAGAGAACCUAUAUGUACCAAUAUUAUAUAAUACAAAUAAUAAAAAUAAAUUGUAAUGUAACAA
This is a messenger RNA of Odontomachus brunneus, 2334 nucleotides long. Its product is annotated as BRO1 domain-containing protein BROX-like. The transcript is spliced from 7 exons. The coding region runs from base 52 to 1305 and encodes 417 amino acids. The record is from RefSeq and is a predicted model, not a curated record. Lineage: Eukaryota; Metazoa; Arthropoda; Insecta; Hymenoptera; Formicidae.